This is a messenger RNA of Ylistrum balloti, 1158 nucleotides long. RefSeq lists its product as uncharacterized. Bases 1 to 1158 code for a protein of 385 amino acids. The record is from RefSeq and is a predicted model, not a curated record. Gene Ontology annotation, molecular function: nucleic acid binding. Lineage: Eukaryota; Metazoa; Mollusca; Bivalvia; Pectinida; Pectinidae. Gene Ontology annotation, biological process: DNA integration. The transcript has a single exon.
AUGUCUGUUAGCGCGUCAGCACGCAUGCAGAGAUAUGCAGUUUUCCUAUCGGGUUAUACUUACUCCAUACAAUACAAGAACACUAAGCUGCAUGGGAAUGCAGAUGGGCUAUCACGUCUUCCGUUAAAAUCUGCUCGGACACAGAGUGAACGAGAGAUUUUAGAUGAGUCACACCUGUUCCAAGUUUCCCAGAUUGAAACAUUACCUGUUUCAGCUUCAGAUAUUGUGAAAGGGAUCAGAAAGAGCCCAACUCUUUGUAAAGUGUUGAAUGACGUUUUACACGGGUGGUCACAGGAGGACAAAGCAGCAUUACCCUUUUAUGACCGACGGAAUGAUAUUACCGUUCAACAAGGCAUUCUGCUGUGGGGAAUUAGAGUGAUAAUUCCAGAAGAACUGCAACCUCGAGUCCUAGAGGAACUCCACUCAGGACAUCCGGGAAUUGUCAAGAUGAAAGCUCUCGCCAGGAGUCAUGUAUGGUGGCCAUGGAUUGACAAGGAUCUUGAUCAGCUCGCUAAGAACUGUAAUGGUUGUCAGGGUAACAGAAACACAGCAAAAGAGGCGCCAGUUCACCCAUGGGAAUUCCCCAUGACACCUUGGCAAAGGAUCCAUGUGGAUUUUGCUGGACCCUUCCUAAACAGUAUGUUCUUGGUAGUGGUGGACGCCCACUCCAAGUGGCCCGAGGUCGUUCAGAUGGGUUCUACAACAGCCUCAAAGACCAUUGAAGUGCUACGGUGUAUUUUCGCCAGAAAUGGAAUCCCUCAGCAACUAGUGAGUGAUAAUGGACCGCAAUUUGUUUCUUCUGAGUUUCAAGAUUUCAUGCGUGGAAAUGGGAUCCAUCACAUUACAUCGGCACCAUAUCAUCCAAGGACGAACGGACUCGCGGAAAGGUUUGUUCAGACUUUCAAACAGGGACUAAAGUCAGCAUUGAAGGAUAACGGGUCGAUACAGAGGAAACUACAAUGUUUUCUGAUGUCCUAUAGGAACACGCCCCAAUCUACUACAGGAGAGACACCUGCAAGCCUAUUCAUGGGUAGGAAUUUACGGACAAGGUUGGACUUGCUACGGCCUAACUUGAAGGAGAGAGUGGAAAAGGCGCAAGCUCGAAUGUGUAAGGACAGCAAUCUGGGUAAAACUAGGAGUUUUGAAGUUGGUGACUAA